UGAAGGAGAAAUACCAAAACCAAAACUCAGCUCCGGCCACUUUUCUAAUUAGAACACGUACUCGGGUUUAUUCGAAAGAAGCUACAUAACACGAUGACCCCCACAUAGUGAUUGAAGCAUUACGCCACAAAGGCCUUGAUUAGAGUGGGUUAUGUUUGCUUGUGUACACUUUGAACGGCACCUCAAGAAGCAACAGGAGGCCACCAGCGGUCGCCAUCGAUUCCACACAUUCCGCAGGCCGAUCCCACCAUGAUUGAGGUGAUCUGCUUACUGCUUGGCAAGCUCCUGUUACUCCUGGUCGGAGCCUACGAGCUUCUGCGGCGACUGCACCAGAAGUUUCAUGCCCUUGUAUGCGGGUCAUAUGACUUUUGUCGAGGAAAAAAUGCGCGUGAGCGGCACGAGAACCGCUUACUCGCCGACUGCAAGGCAAGAUUGACCAAAAUGCCGCAGCACCUGGUGCUGAUCAUAGCUCCGGAUGACUACUACGUGGAUGCUGGACGACUAAAUGCAAUUUUCGGUUACGCUCUCGCCAUUGGUAUAAAGCACAUCAGUGUCUACGACAGGCGCGAGGAAAAACACGGCUAUGUGGACCUGGCUCCCCUGUGCCAGCCACGGGAUGACAGCAACGGCAGCAGUAGGAGCUUCGUUUGGCCAGCGAAACUGGCUCAUCACAAAAAUGGGCAUACCAAUGGGCACAAGAAAAAUGGGUAUGCGAACGGUGUAAACGGUACGCAUUUACCGCAACAGCUGCAGGUCUACCGAAUCAGGCCCGCGGAUUGCCAUGCCCUUAUAGCGGAUGUCUGCCGAGAUCUGUACGAAAUUAGAGAGACGCCUCUGGUAAAGGGUCUGCUGCAGAAGCGGGAGUCCCUCACCGAGCAGAUAACCUUAAGGCUGGCCAAGCGGCUGGGCUAUGAUGCGCCGGACCCGGACUUAGGCAUCAUUUUUGCACGUCAAACGUGUACGUACGGCUUGAUGCCGUGGCAUGUGCGCUUCACCGAGUUCCACACGCAUCCCAGCGAUCGGUACUUCAACGUGGAAUCCUUCACCAAGGUGCUCUACCGAUACUCACGCUGCGAGCAGAGGUGGGGCAAGUAGUGCAACUGUGAGGGCUUAGGUGCUUAGGCCCAGCGA
This is a messenger RNA of Drosophila persimilis, 1131 nucleotides long. It is a transcript of the gene Tango14, whose product is annotated as dehydrodolichyl diphosphate synthase complex subunit NUS1. The record is from RefSeq and is a predicted model, not a curated record. NCBI's taxonomy places the organism in Eukaryota, Metazoa, Arthropoda, Insecta, Diptera, Drosophilidae. Gene Ontology annotation, cellular component: dehydrodolichyl diphosphate synthase complex; endoplasmic reticulum membrane. Bases 250 to 1095 code for a protein of 281 amino acids. The transcript has 3 exons. Gene Ontology annotation, molecular function: ditrans,polycis-polyprenyl diphosphate synthase [(2E,6E)-farnesyl diphosphate specific] activity.